CUCGAUUACUACUCAUUGAGUAUUUAUAUUUAGAGAAAUGCAUAUUGGAUUGAUCAUUUGUUUUCACAAGAGAUCCCUCAACCGAGUUGCCCCGCAGAUGAGAUGGGGUCAAAUUUUAGAUAUAUGAGGUCAUAGUUGCAGGAACAUUUUUGGAAUCAUCAUUAUGGAGUGGAAUGAGACUACAGACCCAGCACACUCUACACCACGGAACGCUUAGUUAUUUAUUAUACUUUCAUCCUUAUGCUUAUGCGUCUGCCGCCAACUCUAUGCUCCACUUAGCGCUGGCAUCAUUCCCUAUAUUUCUAGCAGCACCCUAUACGCUGUAAACGACCCUUUCGUGAUUAGUACGUAUCACUUCCCGCUCAUGCGCUUCUCGCCUCAACAUCUCCGUUUCCAUCUCCAAAGACGUCCUCUCCACAUUUCUCAUAUAUCCCGACAGCUCGCUUCUAACUCAACUCAACUCCGACUCUGUCUUCCCUGCUUUGCGCGUGGAGGUCCUCCAUCACUAGCUGGUCACAAAACCGUCCUAAUCGGCUGGAUGCCAACGAUUUCCUUCUUCUCUGCUUUCAGUUCAUCCACCCAGAACAAGAAGAAAAUGGAGUUCCCCGAUAAAAGAACGGAUAAAGAAUGGCAGGCGGUUUUGACCCAGGAACAGUUCCGCAUCCUCCGCAACAAAGGCACAGAGCCCCCCGGCAGCGGUAAAUACAACAAACAUUCCCCUUCGUCAGGCGUCUACAGAUGCGCUGGCUGCAACGCUCCGCUCUACAAGGCCUCCCACAAGUUCGCGUCCGGCUGCGGCUGGCCAGCGUACUUUGACUCGAUCCCGGGCGCCGUGGUGCGUACGGAAGAUAAGUCUUUUGGCAUGGAUCGGACAGAAAUUAUGUGCUCCAACUGUGGAGGUCACUUGGGACAUGUUUUCAAGGGAGAGGGAUAUCCGACGCCAACGGAUGAGAGGCAUUGUGUCAACAGCAUCAGUUUGAGGUUUACGGAGGAUGAGGGGGACGUGAGAGAGGGUAAAAAGAAAGAGAGAGGGAAGUAGAUGAUUUUGUUGAUAAUUCUCGUUGAAUUAGAGCUAAGUUACGGACAUAGUUGACAUUUUUGAUAUUUUUUGAUAUUUUUUGGAUAGGGAAAAUAUUUUUGGGGAUUUAUGAGUGUUGAAUAUGAGUACUUGGAACAGCAGGCUAUUCAUUUUUUUAUUUUUUUCCCCAAUACUUCUCUACUUAAUUAUGUAUGUAUUUAGUGUUCAAUAAGUCAGUGCACUGUUACCCUCUUCUUUUGAUAUCUCAAUCAUUCAAGCUUCACUCUAUAA
Molecule: messenger RNA, 1309 nt
Organism: Blastomyces dermatitidis ER-3
Lineage: Eukaryota; Fungi; Ascomycota; Eurotiomycetes; Onygenales; Ajellomycetaceae
Product: methionine-R-sulfoxide reductase
Exons: 2
Coding region: 365-1039 (224 amino acids)
Biological process (GO): response to oxidative stress; protein repair
Molecular function (GO): peptide-methionine (R)-S-oxide reductase activity
Source: RefSeq, a predicted model, not a curated record